AAAAGCAAGGACAAAAGGACACUGAGGAGAGGAGGGGAAGGGGGGGGGUUAGUCACAUGGUACUGAGAUUCUGGUCAUCCUCGCACAUUACAUGGGCCUUAGCCUAGGAAAAAAGUAGAAAUAUACAUAAUUAAUUUCCCAGCACUACAAUUGCAUGGAAUGAAAGUGAAAUUGAUAAGUUAGAAGUGGGCCAGAACAAAGUAGCAAGGAUGGCACUGAGUGCACCGAGGUGCACAGCAGUUGAAGCCUUGAGAGGUGACAUGGGAUGGAGCACCUUCAGAGAAAGACUGACAAAAGCCACACUUAGGUACAAGAUUAGGCUUGAGAGAAUGGAUGAUGCAAGAAUAGCAAGGAAGGUGUACCUGUGGAAUGAAAGUGGAAGCAAAUGGAGGAAGAGAUGCAUGAGAAUGACAGACAGGAAUGGAUUGCAAGUUUUGUGGGCGAUAAGAAUGGCUGGGAGGAAUCAAAAUGAGCGUGAAUGGGUGGUAACAAGAGGAGGAAGAGUGGGAGCCGAAUGGGAUGUGAGAAAAUGGAAGAAUGAGAUAGACAAAGAAGUGAAAUGUGUGGGACUGAAUGAAUGGAAGAAUGAGAUGGAAAGAAAGAAGACCCUGGAAUGGUACAAGGAGAAAGAGGCCCCGAGGUAUGAAAGGUGGUAUGAUGGAAGCCUGGGCGGUGAUCUUCUCUUCCGAGCGAGGGCACAGUGUAUGGAUGUGAAUGCAAGGAGUUACAGGUGGUCUUGAGUCCCACAGCAAAGUGUGCCAGAUGUGUGACAUGGGAGAGGAUGAGACGGUGGAACAUGUGGUGCUGGAGUGUGUGCAGUAUGCCAGAGACAGGAAUGAGAUGAUGUAAGUGAUACUGACUGAGUUAGGGCAUGAUAGGAAUGAAAGAGUGGAGAAGACAGGAAAGGAAUGGAUGGUGUUGUUGCUGGGACUGUGUAGAGAGGCGAAUGAAAGGAUGAUUGAGGCGGUGAAAGAGUUUCUGGAGAGAAUGUGGCGUGCCAGGUGUAUGAACAAUUAGGAUAGAGGAUGCUGUUCGUUUCUCUUUUUUUUUUCCCCCUUUCUACAGGAGUUGCCGAUCCAAAGGCCUGGCUCAGGAGUGAUCCUGUGCCACCUGUACCAUCAAGAUCAAGAUCGAGCUUGGCCUCAGCUGAGUCAGCCAGUUGUCAGUUUGUUUACAUCCAAAGAAGAGGGAGAUGGCAGACACACAGUGGUCUUCUAGGAAAGCCUCAGGAACACACUGGUGGUCGAGUGCCACAAAAUAAGAAAGCAGAGCCAAGAAAUGCGUGAAGGAAGGCAGGAGAGUGACCGAAGAGGCGACUCAGAGCGUGCAGUAACUCAGGAACACCAGCAGACCUCCUGCCUGGCUGCCACCACCGCGGCCAGCCCCCAGACGCCCCACCACGCCAGCAGGGGCCUCUCCGGCACGGGACAGUCUGAUCGGCUGACCGUCACUGGUGCCAGGCAGAGUCCAGGCUGCACGCCCUGCUCGUCGCCAACCAAUCUUGUUGUGUCCAUGGCGUGUGCUGGUGGGAGUGGUGCUGUGGUGGAGGUCGUGAGGCCGGGCAGCAGCAUGAGUGGCCAGCAGCAGCAGCAGCAGCAGCAGCCAGCCUCAGGUGUGGAGAGGCGCAGGCAUGGUGGCAAGAAUCACCUGGAGGCAGGCAGCUCUGUCCACAGAGGAGAGAGCAAGUUUGAGUGCCAGCAGUGUGACAAAACUUUUGUAUCCAGACAAGGCCUUGACUACCACACCCUGACACACAGUGGUGUUAGAAAAUAUGAGUGUGGCGAGUGUGGGAGGAAGUUUUCCCUCACCUCACACACUGUGAUACACAGUGGUGCUAGAAAUCAUGAGUGUAAUGAGUGUGGCAGGAAAUUUAUCAGUAAGUCUAACCUCACCAGACACAGUCUGACACACAGUGGUGUUAGAAACUAUGAGUGUGAUGAGUGUGGCAGGAAAUUUACCAGAAAGUCUAUCCUCACCAGACACACCAUGACACACAGUGGUGUUAGAAAUUAUGAGUGUGCUGAGUGUGGGAAGAAAUUUACCAGAAAGUCUCACCUCACCACACACACCCUGAUACACAGUGGUGUUAGAAAUUAUGAGUGUUAUGAGUGUGGGAGGAAAUUUAUUUCAAAAUCUGACCUCACUGCACACAUCCUGACACACAGUGGUAUUAGAAAUUAUGAGUGUGACAAGUGUGGCAGGAAGUUUACUAGAAAGUCUCACCUCACCAGACACACCGUGACACACAUUGGUGUUAGAAAUUAUGAGUGUGAUGAGUGUGGCAAAAGAUUUGGCACCACAUAUCAUCUCAAUCAACACGUCUUCAGACACACUGGCUUGAGAGAGUUUAAGUGUGAUGUUUGUGGCAAGUGUUUCAAGACAAAGGGUGAUAUUGCCCACCACAUGAGGAUCCACUUCUGAGGUGGUGUGUUGUGUGUGGAUGUGUGGGGCCACACCCAUGCCUGUGGUGGUGGCGGUGGUGGUGGUGUGAGGGAGUAACAGCCCCAGCAGUUGUUUUGUUGGCAGUGCAGGUGUGACCUUCAAUAAAUGUGUGUGUCUAACAUAA
Molecule: messenger RNA, 2566 nt
Organism: Scylla paramamosain (green mud crab)
Lineage: Eukaryota; Metazoa; Arthropoda; Malacostraca; Decapoda; Portunidae
Product: zinc finger protein OZF-like
Exons: 3
Coding region: 1279-2421 (380 amino acids)
Biological process (GO): regulation of transcription by RNA polymerase II
Molecular function (GO): RNA polymerase II cis-regulatory region sequence-specific DNA binding; DNA-binding transcription factor activity, RNA polymerase II-specific
Source: RefSeq, a predicted model, not a curated record